Pangasianodon hypophthalmus (striped catfish) is the source of this 2139-nucleotide messenger RNA. It is a transcript of the gene f9a, whose product is annotated as coagulation factor IXa. The transcript is spliced from 8 exons. Gene Ontology annotation, biological process: proteolysis; blood coagulation. The record is from RefSeq and is a predicted model, not a curated record. Gene Ontology annotation, cellular component: extracellular region. Gene Ontology annotation, molecular function: serine-type endopeptidase activity; calcium ion binding. NCBI's taxonomy places the organism in Eukaryota, Metazoa, Chordata, Actinopteri, Siluriformes, Pangasiidae. The coding region runs from base 92 to 1576 and encodes 494 amino acids.
GGUAGAACAAACAUACUGUUGCACUUUGGAGUGCUGGCUCAGGUUAUUUAGCCUCUGACCGAAGCGUGGAAUAAAUUUGCUCUCCGCAGGCAUGGCUACAAUCUCUGUUCUUUUCGUCUUUUGGGUUUUGCUACAGCAAAAGCUGCAGAUCUCUGCAGGGCCAGUGUUUCUGGAUAAGUGGGAGGCAGACAUUGUUUUACAGAGGUACAGGCGUGCAAACACAGGUGCCUUUGAGGAGCUUUUCAGAGGGAAUUUGGAAAGAGAGUGCAUGGAGGAGAGGUGCAGUGUGGAGGAGGCCAGAGAAGCCUUCGAAAAUGAUGAGAAAACAAUGGAGUUUUGGUCAAGUUAUGCUUAUGGGAAUCAGUGUAAAGCAGCACCAUGUAAAAACCAGGGCACAUGUGAGCUCCAAAAGAGCACAUACAUAUGCCAUUGCCGACCAGGUUUCACUGGACAGAACUGUGAAAUAGUGACUGCCAGGCACUGUGAUGUUAACAAUGGAGGCUGCAUGCAUUUCUGUUCCACAUUGGAGCCUCAUGGUGCAGUGUGCUCCUGCGCUACUGGGUACAAACUGGUGGAGGAGGUCAAAUGUGUGCCUGAAGUGAAGUUCCCCUGUGGUGUAAGAAAAAUGAGCACAAGGAUCUUUGUGAGGUCUUUAGACUCCAAACUGGCUAACAGAACAGAACCUGACAGUAGUGUUACACACCAAAAAGUUCCCACCACCAACCAAACCAUAAGCCAAAAGAAGGGCAAAAUCACACCUUCUCGUUCAAAACUACCCACGUGGGUCCACAACACCACAGAUUGGGUCAACAAUAGGACUCGCAUCAUAGGUGGACAAUCGGCAUCGCCUGGAGACAUUCCUUGGCAGGUGGCAUUGGUGAUACACUCGACACAGCAGGUGUUCUGUGGAGGUUCUAUUCUGAGUGAGCGGUGGGUCAUAACUGCAGCACACUGUAUAGAAGAGAGCAAGCAGAGACCGUUCUUCAUCAGAGUAGGUGAGCACAAUGUCAACAAGAAAGAGGGCACAGAGCAGGAUCUAGAGGUGGAGAAGGCCAUAAUGCACCCUAGCUAUGACCCAUCCACCAGCCUAUACAACCAUGACAUUGCUCUUGUGCGUCUCCGCAGCUCCAUCCUUUUCACUGACCAUGUGCGGUCCAUCUGCCUCGGGCCCAGCAGCUUUAGCGAGACCCUGCUACAAUCUGGUACACUGGCCACCAUUAGUGGUUGGGGCCGGCUGCUCUUUCACGGGCGAGCUGCAGAGACACUUCAGAUAGCUGAAGUGCCCUAUGUGGAUAGGAGCGAUUGUAAGGAGAGCAGCAGUGAGCGGAUCACACACUACAUGUUCUGCGCUGGCUAUCAGGACGCAUCAAAGGACGCAUGUCACGGGGACAGUGGGGGACCGCAUGCCAACCAGUAUCAAGGAACUUGGUUCCUUACUGGCAUUGUUAGCUGGGGGGAGGAAUGUGCUAAGAAGGGAAAGUAUGGCGUAUACACACGGGUAGGCAACUACUACAAAUGGAUACAGUAUGUUAUGGGGAUCACCAAAAAGAUGCCAAAAAAUAAUGUUGAGUUUUAAAUUGAAGAUUUUUGUCUCUCAGGACUGAUUAUUAUUAUUUUAAGAUUUGGAUUUUUUUCUUCUUUACUGAGCAGUAAUUUCAAGAUGUUUAUCCAUAAGAGAUAACUAUUGAUUGAGCAUCUAGCUCAAUGUAGCUAUUAAGUGUUAGAUUCUUUUGUUGACUGUGUCAAAGAGACAAACACACAUACAUUUCUAUACAAUGCAUCUAUCGUCUUUAGAUCUAAAUGCCGAAGAGACCAUACUCUCAAAAUGUACAGUUCAUGUUAUACUUCUUAAAGGAGUUUUGUUGGAGCUGUUGACAACUUCUAAAUAUGAAUGGUUUCUUAAAUUAAUUGCAGAUUUAGGACUACUGCCAGCAUUUAUGACAAUGUUUAAUAAAGGGAAAAUAAUUAAUUUAAAAAAUUAUUACUCAUUCUUUCCUGUGAUGCAGACUGAUACAUAGCUUGUACAUACAGCUAUAUUUCCACUACCUGAUCACCAAAAAAAUUGUUUCAAAUAGGGCAAUGUUAAAUUAAAGUGUAAAUGGGAUUGAUUUUCAUAUGUGAAAAGAACAAAAAUGAAAU